This is a messenger RNA of Dendrobium catenatum, 2091 nucleotides long. Its product is annotated as ammonium transporter 1 member 2-like. Gene Ontology annotation, cellular component: membrane. The transcript has a single exon. NCBI's taxonomy places the organism in Eukaryota, Viridiplantae, Streptophyta, Magnoliopsida, Asparagales, Orchidaceae. Gene Ontology annotation, biological process: ammonium transmembrane transport; ammonium homeostasis. The record is from RefSeq and is a predicted model, not a curated record. The coding region runs from base 363 to 1880 and encodes 505 amino acids. Gene Ontology annotation, molecular function: ammonium channel activity.
CAAAAAUUCAGUGCAGAAGUCAAAAUAUGACAAAUAUUUUCUGCCGAAAUUAUCACAGAACGAAAUAUGACGACAAUACUGCCUCAAAUUUCAGUGCGGUUCGGAUUCGAAUCAAGAAAACAGCAUUCAGAUCCUAAAGUGAACCAUACAUCUUCGACCAUCUUAACCGUUCGCGAACGGAUGCUGGAAAGUGAUUUUUUCAGAUAAACCGCGGGACACCACACAAAUGAAGUGGCUUUUUUUGUCAUAUAAUUAAUUUUGCUGGCUUAACCCUCGACCGGAUUUCUGGCAAUCUGAGUUGUCCUCUUUCCUCCAUUGUUCUCUGUCGUGUGCAUCUCGUCUUCUCCAUUUCUCCGACGGCGAUGGCCGGACAGACGUGCUCGGCGCCGGCUUUAGCUGCACUUCUGUCAGCUGGCGAUAGAACAGGAAACGCAACGGCCGCGGCGGAGUACAUCUGCUCGAAGCUGGAGGCGGCGGCGCUUACGAGCGUCGAUAUCACGACGGCUGUUGAUACGACCUACCUCCUCUUUUCCGCCUACAUGGUGUUCGCCAUGCAACUCGGCUUCGCUAUGCUUUGCGCCGGGUCCGUUCGCGCCAAGAACACUAUGAACAUCAUGCUCACCAACGUCCUCGACGCAGCCGCCGGCGGCCUCUUCUACUACCUCUUCGGCUUCGCCUUCGCCUUCGGAUCUCCUUCCAACGGCUUCAUCGGCCGCUACUUCUUCGCACUAAAAUCCAUCCCAUCACCUGGAUUCGACUACUCCUACUUCCUCUUCCAGUGGGCCUUCGCAAUCGCUGCCGCCGGCAUCACAUCCGGCUCCAUCGCGGAGCGCACCCAAUUCGUCGCCUAUCUAAUUUACUCCUCUUUCCUCACCGGAUUCGUCUACCCCGUCGUCUCUCACUGGUUCUGGUCGCCCGACGGCUGGGCUGCAGCUAAUCGUGAUCCAUCCGCUUCCCUCCUAUUCCGCUCCGGCGUAAUCGACUUCGCCGGCUCCGGCGUAGUCCACAUGGUCGGUGGCAUUGCGGGCUUCUGGGGCGCUUUAAUCGAAGGCCCCCGCAUCGGCCGAUUCGAUCACAACGGCCGUCCCUUUGCCCUCCGCGGCCAUAGCGCCACUCUCGUUGUCCUCGGCUCCUUCAUGCUCUGGUUCGGCUGGUACGGCUUCAAUCCCGGCUCCUUCAUCACGAUCGUCAAAUCAUACGGCCCGAUCGGCUCCCCAAUCCACGGCCAAUGGUCCGCAGUCGGCCGCGCCGCCGUCACCACAACCCUCGCCGGCUGCUCCGCAGCCCUCACAACCCUCUUCGGAAAACGGCUUCAAACAGGACACUGGAACGUGUUCGACGUAUGCAACGGAUUGCUCGGUGGGUUCGCCGCAAUCACCGCGGGCUGCGCGGUGGUGGAUCCAUGGGCGGCCAUAAUCUGUGGCUUCGUGGCCGCGUGGGUGCUCAUCGGAUGCAAUAAACUCGCCGAGAGAUUUCACUACGAUGAUCCCUUAGAAGCCGCGCAGCUGCACGGCGGGUGCGGAGCUUGGGGCGUACUAUUCGCGGCGCUGUUCGCAAAGGAGGAGUUUGUGAAUGAGGCGUACCCGGGGAGGCCCGGCCGGCCGCAUGGUCUUCUCAUGGGAGGCGGAGGGAGGCUACUGGCGGCGCAUGUGAUCCAGAUCCUGGUGAUUUGCGGAUGGGUGAGCGCGACCAUGGGGGCGCUGUUCUACGGGUUGCGGAAGAUGGAUUUGCUCCGAAUCUCGGCGGAAGAUGAGUUGGCUGGCCUGGACGUUACUCGGCACGGCGGUUCUGCUUACGUUUACGAUGAAAAUUCCGGCGGGAACGGCGGCGACGACGGGGGGUUCAUAAUGAAGGGAUCCAAAUCAACGAAUCGGGUAUAGGAAGCCGUAAUGGUUUUUUUAAAUGUGUCUGAUUAUGUUGGGAAAGCUCGUCGUCAUGAAAGUUGGCCGUGAACGAAUUUUCAAUCUUUAGGGUUUUGAUCGUGAUGGGUAAUAAUUGAUGCAUAUAUAUUUUAUUAGAAUUUUGAGCCGAUUAAAGCCACUCAUAUACACAUCACAUGUAAAAAUUUUAAUCCAAACCUUUUUAUUAGUA